Molecule: messenger RNA, 1384 nt
Organism: Homalodisca vitripennis (glassy-winged sharpshooter)
Lineage: Eukaryota; Metazoa; Arthropoda; Insecta; Hemiptera; Cicadellidae
Molecular function (GO): lipid binding
Source: RefSeq, a predicted model, not a curated record
AUGCCAAUGAAGAGGUGCCAGAUGCUGAUGUACGAGUCAACCGGCUCAGUGAGCAGGUAUUGGCAGUGCUCGAACACUACAAGUCCUCAGAUCCCGUGGGACUUCCUGGAGCACCUAUCCCGGACCCAAUGCCAAUCCCAGAUAUGAAGACUAGCAUAGCCCUUGGGACUCUAACUUUAAAAGAACAGUCUGUUUAUGGGCUAUCAAAAUUUCGGAUAGAGUUUGCCAAUUCAAAUCUUGGUGACAUGGAGGUGUUUAUUGGAUUGAGCGUGGACGUUCUUCAGGUUCUAGGAAACUACUCACUUGGUUCUUUUUGGUCAAGAAGUGAGGGUGCAUCCAACAUUACCCUGAAAGGCCUGUAUGCUGAAGGCAUUGCUAAGCUGGAGGUAGCAAGAGAGGGUCACCUAGAAGCCACAGAAAUCUUACUGGAUCUGACCGUAGCGGACAUCGAUGUGCACCUUGAGAAUCGUGGCUUACUCGGCUCCAUGUUUCAAGGGUUUUUAAAUACGAUCGGUACUUUUGUAUUUGAAACUAUGAAGCCUUUCAUAUUGAACAAGGUUAAUACUAAUGUCUUAGGAGAUGUCAACAAAAACUUGAGAGGUUUUAAAAUGACUUUUCCCAAUUCUUUGGCACCUGUAGAUAUGGGUUUUGCUGAAGGAAGGAAAAUCGUUCGGAAGAUGGGAUAUGAUCCUUACAAGAUUAAAGAUUUUACCCACACUACAGGAAUCCUGGGACUAGAAGUCACUCAAAUAUGGGUAAGUGGAUUGGCAACGUUUCAUCGAGUUGGGAACAUUACUGUUACCAUGGAGAAUAAAACUGUUUAUUUCGAAGCCUCUGUUGGAACGCAGCAACUUGAGGGACGAUGCCACUGGGAGAUUUCUAUGGCAGGUUUGCUGAGUACUACAGGAAAAGUUAGUUUUACCAUUGAAUACUUGGAGGUCAAUGCUAAAGUAAAUCAGUCAUUGGAUGUAAGAAACAGACCAAACCUCGAAGAUCUCCAAAUUACUCUUGGAAACUUUCAGUUGCAGUUUGAUGGCAUCGGAACACUAGAUUAUGUGAUUGAGGCGAUUGUGAACAUUUUACCAAACCUGCUACGCCACCAAAUAAUGCUUGCGAUUGAAGAACCACUAAAAAUAAAAAUGCAAGAGAUUUUUAGCGAUAUUGAUGUAGAAAAGACCAUAAAAAAAGAAUUACAACAAUUGGAUGAUGUAGAAAAUGAGAAUCAAGAACAUUCCCUGGAAAGACCACCACAUGAAGAAGGACUAACUGUAGAUGAAUCACGGUUGGAUGAAAGUAUUUUCUAGUUAACAUGGUUUUAAAUUAGAGGUAUAUAGUUAUUUAUUUGUAAAUAUAUCUUAUUAAAUUAUAGUAAAGUAGAAAUUGA